Necator americanus (New World hookworm) is the source of this 345-nucleotide messenger RNA. RefSeq lists its product as uncharacterized. The coding region runs from base 1 to 345 and encodes 114 amino acids. The transcript has a single exon. The record is from RefSeq and is a predicted model, not a curated record. NCBI's taxonomy places the organism in Eukaryota, Metazoa, Nematoda, Chromadorea, Rhabditida, Ancylostomatidae.
AUGCGUAUCCUCGCUCUCUGCCUCAUGCUCGCCAUGCCGCUGUUCUCGUUCGCUGACUGUGGUUGUGGUGCUAAAUGCGCCACCUACACUGAUGUUUCCAAAUGUACUCGCUGUUGCACGACAACCGUAAAAAGAAGUCUUAUUAUGGCAGCACCACGACGUUCACAUCGAUUCCUUCUACCUGGCACAUCACGUCAAAUUCGCAUACCAAUGUGGCUUCAACCAGCUGCCACAGUCCGUGAGGCGUCACCGAUUCUGAAGCAUCGACGUCAUCGUCGUCCAGCACGACGAUACAUUCUCGAUGAUAUUCUCGCAGCUGCAAUCGGCGCAAGCUCUACCUCGUAG